Panicum hallii is the source of this 1527-nucleotide messenger RNA. Its product is annotated as palmitoyl-protein thioesterase 1-like. Gene Ontology annotation, molecular function: palmitoyl hydrolase activity; thiolester hydrolase activity. Bases 653 to 1366 code for a protein of 237 amino acids. The record is from RefSeq and is a predicted model, not a curated record. The transcript is spliced from 11 exons. Gene Ontology annotation, cellular component: intracellular membrane-bounded organelle. Lineage: Eukaryota; Viridiplantae; Streptophyta; Magnoliopsida; Poales; Poaceae.
CUCUGGGGGAUGAAUUAUGUUGAUUUGAGAGGGGCAUAUUGGGGAUUUUGGGAUCCUAUGCGUUGGGCUUGCUGAUUUUUCUGUUGUGUGAUUAUAGAGGAGUAAAUGGUGGUAGGGAACGUAAACCUGGGGUUGUUGAUAUUGUGCUUUGGAGUAAGCGGGUUUGUUUACCUGUUUCAGUAUGAAUUGCCUGAGCAUGUAAGGUGAAAUCGGCUGUGUGGUCUGGUUUCUGGCAUAUAUAUUGAUUAUUUGUUUGUUUCACUUGUGAACGCCAAUAAAAUAGGUUCCAAAUUUAGGUGUAACGAGAUUUCCUUGGAUAUGUAACAAAAGGGAGUGAGCUGUUAUAUGCUAGCAUGCGUGUGUGGAUAAUUUAUUACUUUUCAUACAUGAUAAUUUGUUAUUUUUUCUUUGAUUUUACCACGAGCCCCAUGGUACCAUAUAAAGUCAUUUGUUUCUUUGACUUUUCUUUUACAACUUUAAGCCACCCGAACUAAUAAACUUUGGUGCUACUGCUAUACACAUGCUGAGGAAUCUCUUUGAAGACAGUUUGUUAUGUGAUGAUCUGUUGCCUGGUUCCAUUUGUUAUUUUACUCUGUGAUUUCAUGACGGAUGUCUAUGUGAAAUUGGAAAAGGAGCAUUGGACUCAUGGUUAAUGCCACUUCAAGAGCAGGCAAAUACAGUUUGCAAGAAGGUCAAGAAAAUGAAAGAGCUCAGCGAAGGUUACAAUAUAGUCGGCCUGUCUCAGGGGAACUUAAUUGGCCGGGCUGUAAUUGAGUACUGUGAUUGUGGACCACCGGUCAAGAAUUUCAUCUCAAUUGGAGGUCCUCACGCUGGUACAGCUUCAGUGCCACUUUGUGGUUCUGGGUUUCUUUGCAUUCUUAUUGAUAAUCUGAUUAAAUUGGAGAUAUAUUCAGACUAUGUCCAGGCACAUCUUGCCCCUAGUGGUUACCUAAAGAUACCCACCGAUAUGGAAGCUUAUUUGAAGGGUUGCAGAUUUCUUCCUAAGCUUAACAAUGAGAUACCAAGUGAAAGAAAUGCUACAUAUAAAGAAAGAUUCAGCAGCUUGGAAAACUUGGUAUUGAUCAUGUUUGAGGAUGAUGCAGUCUUAAUACCUCGGGAAACAGCAUGGUUCGGUUAUUACCCUGACGGUUCCUUUAACCCAGUGCUCCCUCCUCAAGAGACAAAGCUCUAUACCGAAGAUUGGAUUGGUUUGAAGACCCUGGAUGAGGCUGGGCGUGUUAAAUUCGUGUCUGUGCCAGGUGGUCACCUGCGCAUCUCCAGAAGCGACAUGAAGAAGUACAUCGUGCCUUACUUGAAGCCGGAUGCGUUAUCCAAGCAGAGUAUACGCAGGAUCUUGUCGGUUUGAGAGUGCAUAAGGCGCGCGGCUGCUUUAUUAGAAGGGAACCACGUUCAUAUUUGGGAAAUGUCUGUAUCAGCUGGACCCUGUAUUGAUGCCUUGUAAAUACGCUAAACGUGAAGGGAAGAAAUGAAAGCCUAGUGAUGUUUGAUCGAUUCUUCAAGAUUCAA